CCCGGCGCAAGCCCCUCCCCGACGGUCCGAGAAGCCCGGCGCGUCGGUAUAAAUUGGCUCGGCGGAGCCCUGCCACGGUGUUGCGCGGCCGCGGGUCGGGGUUAGGGUCUGUGUCGGUACCGGAUCAUAGAGUGCUCUUCACCGGACUGCCCACCGAGGAUGCAGCUGGGCGAGCCGCUGCUGGCGGCGGCAGCGGCGACCCUGCCGGGAGCUCCCUUCUACCCGCUGGAGGGCAGCGGGCGCGGCGGUGGGACUGGAGCUGGGACCGGGGCAGGCGGUGCGUCCCGCGGCCCUCCCCGGCCGGGCUCGCCACAACGACUCGACAUGGACAAGACGCCCAAGAAGUUCGGAUCGGCCACCGCCAUGCUGGGCGAGGCGGAUGCGGGCGAGCCGCCCUUCGCAGCCCCGAAGCCGGACGGCCGCAAGGCCACCCCCUGCGGGGAGGAGGAGCUGCCCCCUGCCGCCGCCGGCCCCCGCUAUCCCAUGGACAGUCUCAGCCCCGAGCGCUACUACCUGCAGUCUCCCGGGCCUCCCGGGGCCGAGCUAGGGGGGCCCUGCGCCCUCUUUCCCUACCCGCCGGCGGCGCAGCACGGCGCCGUUUACCAGCCGCCCGGAGGGCCGCGCUACCCCUACGGCUCGGUAUUGUCUCCGGGCGGUUUCGCCGGCACCGUCUGCCCUCCCGGCGGCCGGGCGCAAUUCGGCGGAGGCAGCGGGUAUCAGUACGGGCAGCCGGCGGCCGGCACACCACUGUACGGGCCUUACUCGGCAGCGUCGGGCUCCUGCGGCGGGCUUGGGGCGCUGGGGGUGCCGGCCGCCGGCCCCGGGCUGCGGGCGCAGGUUUUCCUCUGCAACCGCCCCCUUUGGCUUAAGUUCCACCGGCACCAGACGGAGAUGAUCAUCACCAAGCAGGGCCGGAGGAUGUUUCCUUUCCUGAGCUUUAAUAUCACCGGCCUCAACCCCACGGCCCACUAUAACGUCUUUGUGGAGGUGGUGUUGGCGGACCCCAACCACUGGCGUUUCCAGGGGGGCAAGUGGGUUACCUGCGGCAAAGCUGACAACAACAUGCAAGGCAACAAGGUGUACGUGCACCCCGAGUCGCCCAACACCGGGGCUCACUGGAUGAGACAGGAAAUCUCUUUUGGGAAGCUGAAGCUAACGAACAACAAAGGUGCUAACAACAACAACGCACAGAUGAUAGUACUGCAAUCUCUACACAAGUACCAGCCUCGGCUUCACAUUGUGGAAGUGACUGAAGACGGUGUUGAAGAUGUGAAUGAUUCCUCAAAGACUCAAACAUUUAUUUUUCCUGAAACACAGUUCAUAGCAGUUACAGCGUAUCAAAACACUGAUAUUACACAGCUCAAAAUCGACCAUAAUCCCUUUGCAAAAGGCUUCAGAGACAACUAUGACUCCAUGUACACAGCUUCAGAAAAUGACAGAUUAACUCCAUCUCCCACGGAUUCUCCUAGAUCCCACCAGAUUGUCCCUGGUGCCCGCUACAGUGUGCAACCAUUCUUCCAAGAACAGUUUGUCAACAACCUGCCCCCAGCCAGGUUUUACAAUGGUGAGAGAACAGUCCCUCAGGCAAAUGGCUUGCUCUCCCCACAGCAGAAUGAAGAGGUGGCCAGCCCUCAGCGGUGGUUUGUUACACCCGUACAGCAGCCCAGUGCCAACAAGUUGGACAUGAACUCCUAUGAGACAGAGUAUUCUUCUAGCACCUUGCUCCCUUACAGCAUUAAAUCCCUUCCCCUUCAGACAUCCCAUGCUUUGGGGUACUACCCUGACCCAACAUUUCCAUCCAUGGCAGGCUGGGGGAGCAGGGGAUCUUACCAGCGAAAAAUGACAACAGGGUUAUCCUGGACCUCCAGAACAAGUCCUCCAGGCUUCUCUGAAGACCAGCUUUCCAAGGAGAAGGUAAAAGAAGAACUCGGCUCAUCUUGGAUAGAGACUCCACCUUCCAUAAAGUCUCUAGAUUCAAAUGAUUCUGGAGUCUACACUGGUGCUUGUAAGAGAAGGCGACUCUCCCCUAGCACUUCCAGCAAUGAAAAUUCCCCUACUAUGAAAUGUGAGGACAUUAAUGCUGAGGACUAUAACAAAGACACUUCAAAAGGCAUGGGCUACUAUGCAUUCUAUACUAGUUCUUAAAGCAUCCUUUUAUUCCAAUUGGCCAAAUUGGUGGUUGGUUUUUUUUCAGGGUGGCCUUGGGUUUGUUUUUCUUUUGCAUUACAAUGGUAGAAAAGACUCUUGCCUUCCACCUUGAAUUGUGUGCAAUUCUAAAGAAGGUGCCAAAGCUUUUUGAUUUACUGCAGGUAACAAAGUAGGGAAAGAGUGACCUAUGGUAGAAUUCUUCCCCUGUUUUAGAAGAAACACAUGCAGAAGCUGUAAGCAGAAGCCUAGAUUUUUACUAUGUGGUUUAUUUAUUGGAGACACUAAAGUGUACUGUUUGGCUCAGCUCAGAGGCCCGAUCAAAUCUAUGCACUCCUGAGUGAGGAAAUAGGGAGAUAGUGUCCCACAUUUAAUUUUCUUCCCUGCCUGUCCCUCUCAUAAAAGGGGGUUUGGGUACAGGGAACUGCACAAAUGCUAUGUUCUGCUUUAGACUGAGCUGGCUUCUUCAAUCCCUGUCUGCAGCACAGUUGGCUGAGCUGGAAUUUAGCUCAGCAAAGGCUUGCUUUAUCAGAAGGUGACCAAAAUAAGGCUUGCUUGCCAGGCAGGUUUUUAACUUAAAGGUCUUGUUGCUAGUGAUGGGGUUACAAUGAAAGAAUCUGACUUUUUCCUUAGUUUAGAACUUGCAUUAAGAAAAAAGCCUCCAUCCCCAAAGCCUAACCUUUAUCGAGGUGGCCAAAAAUAGUGUACAGUUGUUUUGUCUAGGUACACUGUAGAAUAUUGUGGAAUAAUGUAUAAAUAGUUGAUCAAUAGCUGUUUAGUCAGAAGGGCCCCCAGUGGUGCUUUGAAUUUCAAAAUGCAUUUUUUGGUUAAUCAAACCUAGCUAUGAAGUGUUGCAAAGAACAUGGAGAUUUCUAUUUAUGUGUCUGUAAAGUGACUUUUUCAGCUGCCUUGUACAAAACUGGAAGUGAUGUAACUUAACCUACUCUUCUUGCAUAUAGUUUCAGCUGGUUAAAACCAAUAUGCUCUAGAGCACUGGCACACAAACUUCCCUCAACAAAGCAUCCUCGUGUUUUCCUUUUCUACGUAUAUAGUAGUAAUUUUUAAUAAAUGUGGUUGGUGCCAGGGAUA
Molecule: messenger RNA, 3234 nt
Organism: Neopsephotus bourkii (Bourke's parrot)
Lineage: Eukaryota; Metazoa; Chordata; Aves; Psittaciformes; Psittacidae
Gene: EOMES
Product: eomesodermin
Exons: 6
Coding region: 160-2145 (661 amino acids)
Biological process (GO): positive regulation of DNA-templated transcription; endodermal cell fate specification; CD8-positive, alpha-beta T cell differentiation involved in immune response
Cellular component (GO): nucleus
Molecular function (GO): DNA-binding transcription factor activity, RNA polymerase II-specific; RNA polymerase II cis-regulatory region sequence-specific DNA binding
Source: RefSeq, a predicted model, not a curated record